Jaminaea rosea is the source of this 707-nucleotide messenger RNA. RefSeq lists its product as hypothetical. The coding region runs from base 92 to 562 and encodes 156 amino acids. The record is from RefSeq and is a predicted model, not a curated record. The transcript has a single exon. Lineage: Eukaryota; Fungi; Basidiomycota; Exobasidiomycetes; Microstromatales.
GCGCCGCUGACACCGCCUGCGCUCCCGCUGCACAUUCUGACGCUAUAGGAGACGAUAUUGAAGAUUGCAUGAGGUCUUGAAAGGCGAACGAAUGCUGAUAAAGGCUGUAAAUGAACAAGGUGAGGAUGUGAAGAUAGAAAGAGCGAGCAAGUCUUGGGAACGGAUGGCCGGCGGGUGGCCUGACACGACACGUGGCGACAUUGCCGAGGGCGGAGAACACGCUAGCGCGGGAGAGAACCAACCUUCAAUCUCUUUCACAUCCAACUUCCUGACACGCCAUCUGUUCUUUGCACCGACGUGGCAAGAGCGAAGCUCUGGUACCUCUACUUGUCAUCACCCGCUGCCAAUCUCCACGCUCGACGGCUCGUCUCUCAGCGACUAUCACAUUCUCGUGCUGCCUGCCAGGAGCGUGGGCAUCAGUGCACCCGAGUCGCGACUCCAGUCUCUGUCUACUCAGACGCUGUCUAGCUUGGCGCAAAGAAAACAGGAGAUAGACGGAUGGAUCAAUUCAAGAGGUGUGGUACAAGCGAAAACAGCGUGGGAGCGAUGCUGGCCGCACUGAGAAGCUGGCCCCACUGAAUCGCAGAGGGUGCGCAGAGCGAUUCGGAUAGGAUGAGCGAAGGCCCAGGGUAGCUUCCAGUCGUCUCCUGAUGAAGCAGCAGUGCUGCGCCCUCCUCUCAGGGAGAUCAGCGAUCGUCACAGCAUCC